Messenger RNA from Pocillopora verrucosa, 1677 nucleotides. RefSeq lists its product as uncharacterized. Lineage: Eukaryota; Metazoa; Cnidaria; Anthozoa; Scleractinia; Pocilloporidae. Gene Ontology annotation, biological process: signal transduction. The record is from RefSeq and is a predicted model, not a curated record. Gene Ontology annotation, molecular function: SH3 domain binding.
UUUAUGCUUUGAGUGCGAAUCGUUCACUUCACUUAGAGCACCUAAAAUUCGUCAAUAACAAGUGGCUUUCUGCAUUACGAAACUGAAUUGUCCAUUUGGUUUUGGAUAUCAUUCGAGCAUCAUUCAUCAGGGGAUACUUGUCAUCAGCGUUGAUUCUUGCCAUCCUGGUCACGUGUUUCCUACAUAACCGGCCUUAUCGGGGUAUUCCCCCGUUUUGUACUGUUAGCUUCAUAAAGUCUUCGUUGUAGAUGGCAAAAGUUGUUGAACCAUAUGCUAACAUUUCGGCUCAGGAAUUACUCAGCACUGGUGCCAGCUGCUCCGGCUGGGUCAUGAAAGAGAGCACUUCAGGCUUACGAACGAUGAUCAAAGCCCUCGGUUGGCCAUGGUAUUACAUGAUCUUGAAUUCUGGAUGCCUUUAUCUGUACAAGCAUUCUGGUGACGACAACUAUGCUGAGGUGUUCCCGUUGACGAAUUACAGCGUAUGUGAUGCACAGGAGGUUACGAAAUAUACUUGGGCAUUUAAACUGAUCAAUGAAUCAUAUUCAAUGAAAACGCUUUUCUUUGCUGUGGAUUCUGAGUUUGAUCUUAAUCGUUGGCAAGAAGCGAUAACGGAGGACAAGAAAAUUUAUUGCUGCCCUGUCUCAGAGGUAGAUCCAGCACAGGAGCACCGCUCUAUCAACAUUAAUCGAACUGGUCCAUCUUGCUCACCGCCAGCUCUCGCUCGCAGACCUAAUGCAAGAACAAUACCUCACAAUUUAGAGCUAUCGCGUAAUGAUCCUACGGAUGUCCCUGCAGGACAAGCUUCAGUCUCUAACGAGACAACAAAAGUGCACAGCAAGCCACAUGCUAAAGUAACUCAGCAGGUCACAUGGUACAUCCCACCUCCUCAUUCAGAAACCAACGUAACAACGAAGCAGCGUCCUUUUUCCGUCCUUGCGGGACCAUCCCAGGAAAAUAGGCUAACGCAGUCAAACGUGCCACCUUGGUUUGGAACACAACAGGAAGCAAGAAUAAGACCAUUACCCAAACGAUCCCAGCAAAAGAAAAAUGAACCUGUACAAUUCUUCCAAAGGUCACUCCAAGAAGUGGAGGCUCACAGUCCAUCAGAAUUUCCAAGUUCGUCCAGAUCACCAUUGACCGCAAGUAGCUCCACUCCAAUGAAAUCUGAAGCACUCGAAAGAGGUGCCCCGGAUGGACAAAGUGUCAAAAGUGGACAAAGAGAGGUGAGCUACGGACUCGAGCAGGAUAAAUCUUCACUGACUUUGAUUCAUGACAUGGACAGCUCACAAGCUACUAAGUUGCUGAAGGACAGGCCCGGAGUUUAUAUUUUACGCAAAAGUAAAACCAAACAAUCGACAAUGGUUUUGUCGGUUGGUACAGGGGAUAAAGUCGUGCACUUUCGGAUAUCUUAUGACGAGGGACAAGGAUAUUCUCUCAAAGAACAAGGAACCCCAAGAUUUCCCGAAAUAAAAGACUUGUUAAGUCAUUACUCCUCGUUUGAUCUCCCCACCCAUGAUUUGAAACUGACCGUGGCAGCCACUUACAGAUAGAAAUUGACAAUUUUUUUUUCCGAGCAUAAAAUAAAAUAUCUCUAUGUGUGGCUUGUAUGAAGUUUUAACGUUCCAGCCCUGGCUACUCAAUCUCAAGCAUUCAUGAUCGUCAUUAUGGGGCGCUUAU